Messenger RNA from Malania oleifera, 1043 nucleotides. Its product is annotated as arabinogalactan O-methyltransferase 1-like. The record is from RefSeq and is a predicted model, not a curated record. Lineage: Eukaryota; Viridiplantae; Streptophyta; Magnoliopsida; Santalales; Ximeniaceae. The coding region runs from base 86 to 943 and encodes 285 amino acids. The transcript has a single exon. Gene Ontology annotation, biological process: xylan biosynthetic process.
AAAAUAUCCCUUCUCAGGAAACAAAAGCGCCGAAAUCAAACGCACCAUUCACUGCCGGAUUUACGGAAGAUUUCAAUUAAGCGGCAUGAAGAAGCGUGAUCUCCUCCCAAAGCAACCGUGGAUCCUCGGCGGAGCUCUGGCCGGCCUCUUUGCCGGCGCCGUUCUCAUCGGCGCCUUCCUCCGAUCCCCCGACACCCCUCUCUCCCGCUCAACUGUCGUAGCUGCUCACAGCUGCGCAGGAGAUGUCGCCUACUCCGCCGAGUCGGCCGAACUCGUCGCCGCCAUCCUCCACUACGCCACCUCGCGCGACGUCCCGCAGCAGAGCUUCCAGGAGAUAACCGUCACCUACGACGUCCUCCGGGCCCGUCGCCGCUGCAACUUCCUCGUCUUCGGGUUGGGCCACGACUCCCUAAUGUGGGCCUCCUUCAAUCCACGUGGCACCACGCUAUUCCUCGAGGAAGACCCCAAGUGGGUCCAGUCCGUACUCAAAGAUUCCCCUUCCCCGCUCCGAGCCCACACCGUCCGGUACGCCACCAAGCUCGCCGAAGCCGACGCACUCCUCGGCGUGUACCGAUCGGAAUCGGAGUGUUCGCCGGCGAAAGCGUACCUCAAGGGGAACGCCCGGUGCAGGUUAGCGCUGAGCGAGCUGCCGGAGGAGGUCUACGACACGGAAUGGGACCUGAUAAUGAUCGACGCGCCGAGAGGAUACUUCCCGGAGGCUCCGGGGAGAAUGGGGGCGAUCUACUCGGCGGCGGUGAUGGCGAGGGCGAGGAAGGGAUCCGGCGUGACGCACGUGUUCCUGCACGAUGUCGAUCGGAAGGUGGAGAAGGUGUACGCGGAGGAGUUCUUGUGUCUGCAAUACCUGGUGGGGGCCGUUGGGAGGCUGUGGCACUUCCGCAUACCUCCAGCCGCCGCUAAUGGCAGCGAUGUUGUGUUUUGCUAGAUGAGUUCUGGUUUUCCGAACGUGAACUGUUGAGGGAAAGUGUAGAGGAAAAUGUGGAACUGAAUAACAAACAAGUAAAGGGAAUUAUUAAUUUUGUAUA